GAGACCGCCAUGUCGAACGAAGGUCUCUCCACCGGCAAGACCGUGGCUAUCCUCGCCACGGUCGUCAUCUGCCUGUCGGUGCUAUGGCCGAAAUGUUUCUAUCCUAUGUUCCUGACAGCUCUGAAUCGCAACGACGAUACAGCCGGUCUCCCACCUUGGAGACCCCCGAGAGGCGCGAUGGCAGCCCGGCUGGCGGAGAACGGGAGGAGCAUCCCCAAUCCCAGUAUGCGCGGUCGUCACAAAGAUCCAGCGCCCUCCACGUUCAACGUCUUCAUGCCGGUGUACACUAUGGUCAUGAUUCUGGUUUUUGUCUUCAUGAUCUUCAAAAUAAUAUCCAGAUCCAGUUCUCGGAAAACCCGCUCGGAAAACGGAAGAAUACCUAGCGACUUUCCGAACCAGGCCGGGCAGCGUGUUUCGGAUGGUGUUGGACAGAACAAUAACUUCGAGGGUCCAAAGAGGAAUCGCAAGAAUCUCCGGGAUGCCUUCCUGAACAAUACCGAGCGUAUUCUGAGAACCUAUGGUAGAGAGAAGAUGGUGGACGCUCUCAACGUCGUGGUACACGAGCUCGCCGAGUACCAACGGGCUAUUGAGCUGUCUCAGCAAAUUGAGGAUAAAAUCCUUGAGAAAGAGGCAAAGAUAAAGCGGAUGUUAGGUGAAAAAUAUGUCGCCCAACCUGGGGCUGAGGCGGAACCUCAGGCUCAGCCGCUAGAAGAGUCGGGACCUGACUCAGAGGCGCAAACAGGAGCGGAUCGACAGCCAGAAGUGCAGGGAGAGCCAGAGACCGAGAUGAUGGACGAGCGAGAUUUGAUUUCCGAAGACCCGACCGAUAGCGGAGGCUGCGAAUCGGACAGCAGCGCUGUUGAGGUUGUGGAGCCGCCACUCGAUUCUGAAAACGUCAAUUGCUCGAGCAGUCAGUCGGAUGCGAGCCCCGAGCCCAUCGAAAAGAUUAUAGAAGCAACAGAGCUGAGCGAGAUUUGCCGCAAUAGUGAAGGUCUGCAAUUCAUUGAUCACGUCACGGAGAUCAAGCCUGGCGAAAGUUUAAGCUGCUACGACGAGCUGAUUUACGGCGAAUCCGUUGCGGCUCCUAUUCAAGCUCCAGAAACGGAAAUGUUCAAAGAUUACGAGCACUGGCAGUCGAUCUCGCCCGAGGAGCUAUUCCAAGCCACCUCAUUCGAGACAACACAUUACAAGGAGACCGCCAGGAGCCGGAAUUUGAGGCGGAGGAAGCAUAGGAACUUCGAGACGCACUGA
This is a messenger RNA of Galendromus occidentalis (western predatory mite), 1251 nucleotides long. RefSeq names its product RIC3 acetylcholine receptor chaperone (gene RIC-3). NCBI's taxonomy places the organism in Eukaryota, Metazoa, Arthropoda, Arachnida, Mesostigmata, Phytoseiidae. Gene Ontology annotation, cellular component: intracellular membrane-bounded organelle; neuron projection; neuronal cell body. Gene Ontology annotation, biological process: synaptic transmission, cholinergic; protein localization to cell surface. The record is from RefSeq and is a predicted model, not a curated record. The transcript has 5 exons. Bases 10 to 1251 code for a protein of 413 amino acids.